Adineta ricciae is the source of this 1191-nucleotide messenger RNA. NCBI's taxonomy places the organism in Eukaryota, Metazoa, Rotifera, Eurotatoria, Adinetida, Adinetidae. The record is from the annotation of a GenBank genome assembly.
AUGUUAACGCAAAUGCUUUGGAUUGUGAUUUGUCUCUCUUCCUGUCAAUUAGUUAGUGGAGUGAUACGAAAUGAACUCUGGUGGAAUAUUGGUCUUCGACGUGAAAAUGAAAGUAUUUUAUCAUCAUAUACAUCGAUCAAUGCCGAUCAACAAUAUGAAAUUGAUGAUGAUCCAUCGCCAUACUGUCAAUCAACAUUGAAAAGCUUGACGACUGGACAAAAGCAAAUAUGUUUACUACACGCCGAUCAUAUGCCUGUGGUUAUUCAAGGUGCAAGUAAAGGAAUUGAAGAAUGUCAACAUCAGUUUCAAGAUCGUCAUUGGAAUUGUUCAACUGUACGAGAUGGAAGUGUCUUCGGACCUGUUCUUUAUCAUGCAAAUCGAGAAACUGCAUUUGCACAUGCAAUGCUUUCUGCAGGUGUGACUUAUGCUGUGAGUCGUGCUUGUAAGCAAGGUUUAUUAAAAUCAUGUUCGUGCAGUCGAUCAGCACGUCCGAAAAAUCUGCCACGUGAUUGGACAUGGGGAGGAUGUGGUGAUAAUAUUGACUAUGGUUAUCGAUUCGGUCGAGAUUUUGUUGAUACACCCGAGAAAGAAAUUGAUAAUAUGCGAAUUCUUACUCCAAUUACAUUCAUCAAUUCUAAUCAAACCGGAAUUGAUCGUAAAAAACGAAAACCGCUUCGUCGCGGAAGAAUUCGUCGACAAAUGAAUAUCCAUAACAAUGAAGUUGGACGACGCGCUGUUUACCGUCUGACGCGUGUUGUUUGCAAAUGCCAUGGUGUGAGUGGAUCUUGCAGUCUUCGAACAUGUUAUCAACAAUUACCAACGUUUCGUGAAAUCGGUGCAUUUCUAAAAGAAAAAUAUGAUAGUGCUGUUGAAGUACGUUACCAACGUCGCUUAGGACAACUACGUUCACGUGAUCGUCGUUUUGCCGGACCGACCAAAGAUGACUUAAUCUAUUUCGAGGAUUCGAAUUUCUGUGAGUACAAUCGACGGAUUGGGUCAUUCGGUACGAAGAAUCGUAAAUGUAAUCGUACCAGUCACGGACCCGACGGUUGCGCAACAAUGUGCUGUGGACGAGGUUAUAAUACCAUUCGAAAAUAUGUUCAAGAAAAGUGCAAUUGUAAAUUUAUUUGGUGCUGCUCUGUUCAAUGUCAAACAUGUCAGAAACUUGUGGAAAUUCAUGUAUGCAAAUAG